AUGAGCCACGAGACCUCUGUACUACGGCCACGCGACCCAUCGCAAGUGAAUUCGGACGACUGGCCGGAAUUCGAACUCAAGCAAGCCUUCGUCUUCGACCCAGAGGACCCGAACAAAGCACCUGUUAGCCUAUUGCAUGCUGGACACUAUCGUCCGCUCUCCAUAACUGGAAAACUCGAACCACCAAACUCUCGGAACAACGGAUCCUGGUUAAAUGACUCAGUACAUCGUUCCGUUCAUAUCGAGCUCACGGAUAUCAAAGAGUUCUCAUAUGGCGAGUAUGGUGAUGGAUCGUUAGACAUAUGGGCUGCUGGCCAGGCUGGCUGGUUCACAAUCAAACCAAGCAGAGCAUACAGGGACAUGUACAGCGACAUGACCCAGGCUCUCAAGCUGCUGUACUUUAUGGCCGACAGCUACAAAGCUUUGCGCAAGUACGCCGAUCUGUCAGCUCCUUAUUUCUUCCAGAAGGUGCGUAAUUCAUUCAACACCUCGAACUGUAUUGACUUUUGGUUCCAGUGCAGCGAAGCAGGCCUCGAAGGAAGCAAAGAUGUCGCUGAUGUCGCAGAAAUGUUUACUAAGCAUAGACAUUUUCUGAUCGCAUCCAUGUUGACCAACAAGGAGGGAUUGCAGUGGUACCGAGUGCCCCUCUACACGUGGUUUCAGGUCACGUUUCCUGUGAGUCAGGUCACCCCUCUCUACAAAGCUACAGCUAACCCAAGCAUCAGNGAUGACUUUCUGCUCGUCCAGUCGAGAAUCAAACCACAACGAGCGAAAUCGUCAUCACAAAAGAGUAGCACACAAUCCCCUGCUCCCUCGACCGCAAGCUCAAGAAGGAAAAAGGCGACAGCCAAACAACAGAGCGCAACUCCGGAGUCUACUAUCUCCAUACGUUCAGGUCGCUCGACUAGAUCAACCAGAUCACAAUCGACGGUGACCGUGGAAUCCUUGCUUAUGGAUCUCGACCAUACUCCAGAAGUGGAACCAAUUGCCGAGGUUGUGUCGGUAACUAAGCAGACAGAAAGUCACGCCGAUCAAGAUUUGUCUUCUAGCAGCGAUGAAGUCCCUAGAACUGGAGGCAAGGGCAAAGGCAAAUCAGCUCUUAGGCCAAGGCCUAGCAAGUUCGCUACACGAGCAAGUAACGCUUCGAUGGAGUCACCUACUGCGUCGCAGAACAAGACAGCAGCACCUCUACCAGAGUCCGUCGAACCAGAACCUAUGUCGAUCGAUAGUCCUCCAAAUGAUACGGAAUCCAGCGACAAACAGAUUGAGGACACAGCCGAAGACUCGGACGAGGAUGACGGAAACAAGACAGAGACACGCGAGCCUUCAUUACCAUUCCAUCUUCAGGACGCAGCCAACAAUGGUGAUGUUUGGCAUUGCCCUGUGGAUGGCUGUAUGCACAAAACAUACGCCGCCUCAGAGCCGAGCUCUCAGAUCUUGAUCAAGCGACACUCACAAACUCAUGACUUUGACCAUGAUGAGAGGGUUCAGUUGGUACGGCGCAUGGAGGCGCCUUAUUUGCCUGUAAACAGGCUUAUGGAUAAGGUUAGGGGGAUGGCAGCAUCAAGCAAGUUGCCGCCACCCAUCACUCAACGUUAUUGA
Molecule: messenger RNA, 1602 nt
Organism: Aureobasidium musti
Lineage: Eukaryota; Fungi; Ascomycota; Dothideomycetes; Dothideales; Saccotheciaceae
Source: the annotation of a GenBank genome assembly